AUGACGCUACAGUCCAACCUCACUGCGUUCGUGAUUGCCUCCUCCGCCGCUGUUGUUGGGCUCUGUUUGCUCUCGGCGAUCUGGUCGCGACGCUUCCACGAAUACUUGACGAGGUGUGUGAAGCGCUGUGUCGUUCGAGGACGAAAGACUGACAUAGUUAGGAAGGAAGAGUUUAGUGUGAUUAUCAUCGGACUGGAUGGGGCUGGAAAGACGACACUGCUGGAGAAGAUAAAGACGCUGUAUAAUGAAACCCCGGGACUGACGCCGGAUAAGAUUGGUCCAACGGUCGGGCAGAACACUGGAAAGAUUACUCUCCCUUCGACUAUCCUACAAUUCUGGGAUCUAGGAGGACAACGCGGUAUCCGCAAUAUCUGGCCAAAGUAUUACGACGACUGUCAUGCUGUGGUCUAUGUCAUCGACGCCGAGGACCGCGAACGAUUGGGAGAAGGUUGGGAAGUGUUCGACUCUGUUCUCUCCGCACCUCAAAUCCUAGGUGUUCCGCUACUCCUGCUGGCCAACAAACAAGAUUCCCCCCUUAGCCUCUCAGUAGAAGAGAUCCGAAAUGACUAUGAAGAUUGGCAUCAAAGGAAAUUGGAGAGUGCGCGAAGGGAUCGUUUUGGCGAGACUGAGCAUGCUGUAGCAGCGCGGCGUGAGCGAUUGGCGAGUUUGGAUGUUAUGGGCGUUUCCGCUUUGGAAGGGGACGCGCAGAAGAAUGGCGGUAAUUGA
Molecule: messenger RNA, 726 nt
Organism: Coprinopsis cinerea okayama7#130
Lineage: Eukaryota; Fungi; Basidiomycota; Agaricomycetes; Agaricales; Psathyrellaceae
Product: ADP-ribosylation factor-like protein 3
Exons: 6
Coding region: 1-726 (241 amino acids)
Biological process (GO): Golgi to plasma membrane protein transport; protein localization to organelle; intracellular protein transport
Cellular component (GO): Golgi apparatus
Molecular function (GO): GTP binding; GTPase activity
Source: RefSeq, a predicted model, not a curated record